AUGGCGCCCAAGGCUGAUGCUCAGAAGAAGCCCGCCUCCAAGGCCCCGGCUAGCACUGCUUCCAAGGCUCCCUCUGAGAAGAAGGAUGCCGGUAAGAAGACCGCCGCCUCUGGCGAGAAGAAAAAGCGGACCAAGGCCCGCAAGGAGACCUACUCCUCCUACAUCUACAAGGUCCUGAAGCAGGUCCACCCCGACACUGGUAUCUCCAACCGGGCGAUGUCUAUCCUCAACUCCUUCGUGAACGACAUUUUUGAGCGCGUUGCUACUGAGGCUUCUAAGCUCGCUGCCUACAACAAGAAGUCUACCAUCUCCUCCCGCGAGAUUCAGACCGCUGUCCGCCUCAUCCUUCCUGGCGAGCUGGCCAAGCACGCUGUCUCGGAAGGUACCAAGGCCGUCACCAAGUACUCUUCCAGCACGAAAUAA
Thermochaetoides thermophila DSM 1495 is the source of this 423-nucleotide messenger RNA. Its product is annotated as putative histone H2B.1 protein. The record is from RefSeq and is a predicted model, not a curated record. The transcript is spliced from 3 exons. Gene Ontology annotation, biological process: nucleosome assembly. Gene Ontology annotation, cellular component: nucleosome. The coding region runs from base 1 to 423 and encodes 140 amino acids. Gene Ontology annotation, molecular function: structural constituent of chromatin; protein heterodimerization activity; DNA binding. NCBI's taxonomy places the organism in Eukaryota, Fungi, Ascomycota, Sordariomycetes, Sordariales, Chaetomiaceae.